Messenger RNA from Penicillium antarcticum, 1917 nucleotides. RefSeq lists its product as uncharacterized. The record is from RefSeq and is a predicted model, not a curated record. Bases 1 to 1917 code for a protein of 638 amino acids. The transcript has a single exon. NCBI's taxonomy places the organism in Eukaryota, Fungi, Ascomycota, Eurotiomycetes, Eurotiales, Aspergillaceae.
AUGCAAAGCUCUGAUCCAUGGAAAAAAUCCGCUGACGGACGAAGGCUGUCCAAUGAUCGACUAGACCGUUUGGUCCUGGUCUAUGGCGCCUUCUUUUUCCCCUGCGUACGGCGUCCUUACCACCGAUAUAAGAUUCGCCGGCAGAGAAAUAGAAGGAUUCGCGAAGCCGAAGCUGCUUACAAGAUACGUAACGGCCCGAGGACAAAGGCUAAGUGGUUUCGCAGGCUUGUGCCUAAGAGCCGUGUUGACCACAAUGAUGCUCAGGAGGAUAUUUAUGUUCCUGUGUCUUCAGAUAUUGAUGGCCUGGAGGCCGGACAAUACGAGAAGUCCGAUGUCUCCCGUGUACUCAGCGGGACGAAGCCAUGCCCAUUGGAUCCCAGUGAAGAUGAUCUUUUUGGGGUAGCUGUUGUCGCUGAAUUCACGCCAGUGCGAGCACGCUGUGUGGACAUUUACUCUAUGACUCCCGCUUCUACUCACCUCGAUGUAUACUGCAACGACUGGCCUGGUUCAUCGCCAAACACAUCCCACGUGUCUAUCAUACGCACCCCAAGUACACCUCCUUCUUCCAUUUCUUCCAAGCAGAACGUACGGCCGAAUACUUCGUACACUGCUUCUACAAUGGUAGGAUAUUUAGAAGUACCCCCCAAAACAUACACAGCAGAGAAACGCCAGGAAAUCAAGCCCUUGGCUAAUGUGUCGGGCCAUGAUGAGACAGCUUCACGUUCAAAUCCCCGUUCCGCUACUCCUACGGUAAUUGAGCAGCAGGACAAGCCUAACCACUCACGCUUCUAUCGCUCAAAGGACAAAUAUCUCCAAGCAACCAAGAUCCCAAUUUCGACGACCACUUCCGCUAUUCUCCCGGCAAACAAGCCUUUCGGAACACCUAGGCUCUCGUCUCCAUCUCAUGUGGAGUGCAAGCAUUGUGGUAUUACCAUUCCUAUGGCAGACCGCUCUACCCAAACUGAGAAGUCUCCCCGUUUAAGCUCACCCAUUCUUUUUCCUACAGCGACAAACAUUAUUGCUAUGAAAGGGCAGCUUCCCUCACAUGCUCCCUUCUUGAACGACAGACAUGACCAGAUUAUCUCGACAGUUCCUGUCAAUGAUGAGAACCUCGAAGACGUGGUGCCUCCGCCUUUGAAAAUCCACCAGGCUGGAUAUGACCCGAAGUCAUUCCGAGCACGCGUGAAGAAAAAAACAGGAAGCUCGUCAUUGGACGACAUCAAAUCGUCUACUCGGUCCCCUCAAGUUCCUUGCACUGCAAGCUCAAUUCGGAAACUGCGAGGAGUAAGUAACCCACGGGAUGUCCUAGACAAAAUGCGAAACGGCGCACUUCCGGACAGACCCUCUAUUCCUGAUUUUAAGAAGCAACUGACACGCAAACCAGUCCCUCCUCCACCGUUGUCUACUUCUGCAACCAGGACCAAUCCCCCACAGCAGACCAACCGUCCGGUAUCCAACCGAGGAGACCGUACAGAGCACCAUCCAAGAGGUCAGGUACCUCAAAUCUAUGCACCAGAAUGGUCGGAUAACACCAGGCGUUCUGAAGAGACAACUUUUCCAGCCAACUCAACGAGGGCACUGUGGCGCAAUAUGCCAGAUGCCUCAGCUCGCAACCUGUCGUUGAACAGACGCCAGGCGCCCCAACAAACCCUACAACAGAGGAUUGCCAUCGCAAAGUCAGAGAAUACAGCUCAGUCAAUCACGCAUCUGACUGGACCACAAACGCAUGUAGUUCAAAACUCCCCAGAACGCGUCGUACCGCUAAGGCUUGCACCGGGCGUACCUGAAUCGCCCCUUGUAAAUGACAUCCAUCCCGAAAACCUAGUCUGGGCUCUUGAGCCUCACUAUCACACACAGUGGCGCAGGCGGGAAGCUCGUCCUAUCAAUGACUUUGAACAAGCACCAACGUGCGAUUAG